AUGGCAAUUGAAAUUGAUGAAAAUAAUCAAGCUAAAAAGUUGCAAAAAGUCAAUACACAGUUAUCUCAGAUGGAAGAAAGAAUGGAUAAGGCAGCAGAGGCUUACAUUAAGUGUCUUAAAUUCUAUAUUGAUGUUGAAAACGAACUAGACCAGAAAAGGAUCGAGGAAAAAUCAGAAAAUGUAAAAAGAAGAAAGCCUCAUUCAUUUAAGAACUUUGAAUUCCAAGGCCUAUCGUAUAGAGCAAUUUCUGAGGAUUUAAAUUUGAUAUAUGAGGGUAUUAAAGAAGAAGAGGGCUUUGGACCAGAAAACUUUAAACGAAAUGAUGCUGUAUCUUGCAUUGUUGACAGAAAAAAGUACAAAGGAACCAUCGUUUCUGUUAACCAGAGAGGGAUGGUAAUAAAGACACAGGAUAGGAGAAAGAUUAAGCUUUCUUGGGAAGAGAUCGAAGAUGGGGAGGCCAAGGUUACUAAACUUCAGAGCGACGACGAAUAA
Molecule: messenger RNA, 492 nt
Organism: Vittaforma corneae ATCC 50505
Lineage: Eukaryota; Fungi; Microsporidia; Nosematidae
Exons: 1
Coding region: 1-492 (163 amino acids)
Source: RefSeq, a predicted model, not a curated record